This is a messenger RNA of Aspergillus bombycis, 774 nucleotides long. RefSeq lists its product as uncharacterized. Gene Ontology annotation, cellular component: membrane. The coding region runs from base 1 to 774 and encodes 257 amino acids. NCBI's taxonomy places the organism in Eukaryota, Fungi, Ascomycota, Eurotiomycetes, Eurotiales, Aspergillaceae. The transcript is spliced from 4 exons. The record is from RefSeq and is a predicted model, not a curated record.
AUGCAGCUGCUCCUACCCUUUCUCUUCCUGGGUACAGCCGUCUCCAUUAUCCUCGGCGCCGUCGCCUGGGCGAGAACCACAACGCUCUACCUCCCGCUCCCGAUUUCCCUCUCCGCAACAACAACAAUCCUACCCAUACUAACGCCGAUCUUCCUAUUCCUCGCCAGAUUCCUCUCCAGCCCACCCACAACAGGCACCAACACCCCGACCUUCCGAAACCGCUUCGCAGCCUCCGUAAUCUCCUACCUCCUCACCAUCCUCCCAUCCGGCCUCGCCACACUGGCCCUAACCUACCUCUUUGCCCCGGACCUCCUUGUCUGCCAACUGAACAACCAAUGGCAAUCCUACUACCACAACAAGGAUGCGCGCGCCAUUCGCGCCAUCCAGGAUAGCUUGCAUUGCUGCGGAUUCAGAAGCGUCAAGGACAGGGCAUGGCCAUUCAAGGACAAAAGCCACGGCGACGACGCCUGUGUGCGACAGAUCGGGUAUGACAGGGCCUGUUUGGGGCCGUGGGGGCAGGAGGAUAAGAGCGCCGCGUGGAUGGUGUUCUGGGCUGCGGUUUUGGUAUUAGUCGUUAAGAUUGCGAGCUCGCAGCUGAAUCGCGGUCCGAGUUGGAUGCGGAGGGCGGAUGCGAAUCGUUUUAUUAGGAUUUCUGGUGCAGAGGAUCAAGAGGAGGGUGAGGCGCAUGGAGGGGAGAAUGGAAACGUGGGUGAUGAUCGGCCUACUCAUCAGUUGCCGCAGCCGGGCCAGUCGACGCAUGAUGUUUGGAGAUGA